AUGUCUAAAACACACACGCAGCCCCCUCCAUCUUCGGCAGCGACGACUACCGGGGGACCCUCUUCGUCUUCUUCGUCUUCGCCCGCAGGGGGAUCGACCUCUCCUGCAACCGUGUUAAACGUACAGCCCGAGAAACCUCAACAUUACACAUAUCUCAAGGAGUUCAGAACUGAGCAAUGCCCCCUGUUUGUACAACAUAAAUGUACACAACAUCGGCCUUUUUCCUGUUUCCACUGGCACUUCCUGAACCAGCGGCGCCGCAGACCCAUCCGCAGACGGGACGGGACCUUUAACUACAGCCCAGAUGUUUACUGUACCAAAUACGAUGAGGGGACGGGCACCUGUCCAGAUGGAGACGAAUGUCCUUUUCUCCAUCGAACGGCGGGUGACACGGAGCGAAGGUAUCACCUCCGCUACUACAAAACUGGAUCCUGCAUCCAUGAAACGGAUGCAAAGGGCCACUGCAGCAAGAAUGGUUCCCACUGUGCCUUUGCUCACGGAUCGCAUGACCUACGCAGCCCCGUCUAUGAUAUUAGAGAAAUGCAGGUGAUGGAAUCCCAAGGCAGCUCGGGAGCCCCUGAUGGGGGUGGAGGAGAUGGGCAGUCAGGACAGGCGGCAAGCACGGCCCUGAUCGAGAAGAUCCUGAGCGAGGAACCGCGCUGGCAAGAUAGCAACUACGUGCUGUCCCACUACAAGACCGAGCUCUGUAAGAAACCUCCUCGCCUGUGUCGCCAAGGUUACGCCUGCCCCUACUACCACAACAGCAAGGACCGGAGACGCAGCCCCCACAAGCACAAAUACAGAGCGCUGCCCUGCCCGGCGGUGAAGCAGAGCGAGGAGUGGGGGGACCCCAGCAAAUGCGAGGGCGCCGAGGGGUGCCAGUACUGCCACACCCGGACGGAGCAGCAGUUCCACCCAGAGAUUUAUAAAUCCACCAAGUGUAACGACAUGCAGCAGAGCGGCAGCUGCCCCCGCGGACCCUUCUGUGCCUUCGCUCACGUGGAAAGGGGGUCCCCCCCCCCCCCCCGCUCUGUCCCCGCUGAUCUGCUCUACCCCCUCCCCGGCCAGGAGGCCUCUCCGGGCCCCGGCGGGGGGCCCGGGCCCUCGUCCCUGUCAGACCCCUUCUCCCCCUCGGCCGUGUCCCGCAUGGCCGAGCAGGGCCUGCUGGGGAACGUCCUGUCCCUGUGUGAGGACGUCUGCGGGGGGGCGGAGCCUCUGUCUCCCUGGGCGGGAGAAGGGGGGUACGGCAGGGCGCCGGGAUUCGAGCGGGAGGAUCAGGCCAAACACAGGAGCUUCGCCCUGGAGCCGCGCAGCCGGGAGCCCUCGUCCAAUCAGAGCAAGCAGGACCUGCUGGUCUUCCUGCCGGUGGGCAGCCCGUUGAGCCUCUCGUCCAGCGUCCCGUCCAGUCUGGCCGCCACGCCGCCCAGCCCCGCCGCUCUGGGGCCGCUGGGCUCCAGCAUCACCUCAGGCAUGAACGCCAACGCCCUCCCCUUCUACCCCACCAGUGAGACCGUGGAGUCCGUUGUCGAGUCGGCCCUGGACGACCUGGACCUGAACGACUUCGGCGUGCUGGCGUUGGAGAGGAGCUUGGAGAGCAGCUCCACUCUGCCCAGCGUGGGAGUUAUGCUGGGGGGCAGCCAGCUCCAGAGCUCCGCCCCCGUCAACAUCCCGGGAUCCUUCAGCAGCUCGGCUCCCUUCAGCUCGCCCUCCCCCUCCCCCCCAGUACGGCCACACGCCUCGCCCUUCUUCCCUUCUCACCUGUCGCAGCCCGGCCAAUCAGAGAGCCCCUUCCUGGGCCCGUCGCACAGCUCUCUAGGACUGAAUGGGAUGAGCACAAACAUCUGGGAGCACUUCCCGUCGGGCCAGGGUUCUCCGGGCACCCCCCCGGCCCUGCUGCCCGCUGGCCCCUGUGCGGAGACCUCCAGGCUGAAGCAGGAGCUGGAGGACGCCCACCGGGCGCUGAAGCAGUGGGGCCACAGCUGGAGGCACACCGCUCAGUCCUGGGCGGCGCUGAAGGCGGACGCGGAGGAGUCGCGGGCCAACGCGGCGCGGCUGGCCGUGGAGGCGGAGCGGGCCAGGCAGGCGGAGGAGGAGGCGCACCGGCAGCUGGGCCUGCUGCAGGAGGCGGUGGAGAGCCUACGCAGCGGAGACAACCCCCACCGGGCCCUGCACCAGCUGCAGCUGCUGCACCGCCUGCCCCUGGAGUCCGUCCUCAGUUUACAGGCCCAGCUCUGCAGCUGCCUACACGCCGUGGAACAGGUGGUGUACAGGAAGCAGCGGCAGAGCUGCGUGGGCUGUGGGGAGCCGGGCUCGCUGGCGCUGCCCUGCGGCCACGGCCUGCAGUGCGACGGCUGCUCCGCCUCCGCCGAGUGCCCGCUCUGCCCCCAACACACCCCCGAGCAGCUCUCCUGA
Menidia menidia (Atlantic silverside) is the source of this 2412-nucleotide messenger RNA. NCBI's taxonomy places the organism in Eukaryota, Metazoa, Chordata, Actinopteri, Atheriniformes, Atherinopsidae. The record is from the annotation of a GenBank genome assembly.